Messenger RNA from Lichtheimia ornata, 1023 nucleotides. RefSeq lists its product as uncharacterized. Gene Ontology annotation, cellular component: nucleus. The coding region runs from base 1 to 1023 and encodes 340 amino acids. The record is from RefSeq and is a predicted model, not a curated record. Gene Ontology annotation, molecular function: ubiquitin protein ligase activity. The transcript is spliced from 6 exons. NCBI's taxonomy places the organism in Eukaryota, Fungi, Mucoromycota, Mucoromycetes, Mucorales, Lichtheimiaceae.
AUGCCUCGUCAUUCCAAAAACAACACGGCAUCCAGCGUCUUCACUUAUCAUGAGACUAAAUCGCUUGAUUACGGCACGAAAAAGCAACGCAUCGGCCGCGAUUCUUUCCGAGAGUACAAUGCCUGCUUUCUUUGUUUACAAACUGCUCGUGAUCCGGUAGCAUGUCCAGAGGGGCAUCUUGCUUGUCGUGAAUGCAUGUACGAGUCGAUCCUGCAGCAAAAGCAAAACAUCAAGCGAGAACAGCGGCUCAUGGAGCAAAAAGUGCGUGAUCUAGAGAAUCUCAAGGCUCGAGAAACCGAGGAGGCCAAGCAAGCAUUGUUGGAUGAUUUUGAAAAGACACAAACGAGUAUGCUUGGUCGUCGUGCACCACGUGCAGCAGCAACAACAACAACAUCGACGUCUACAACCGAGAAUAGCAUAAAUUCAUCACCAUCGUCAGCUCAGAAGAAUGGCACUGAGAGUGGCUCUGGCAACACAACACCAUCUGCAGGCACCAAACGAAAGUUCGAAUUGACCGAGGAUGCUGUGAAGGAAGCGGCUGAUAAGGAAUUGGACAAGGCAUCCAAGCGUCUUGCUGAAGAAAAGGCACGAGCAUCCGCUCCCAAAUUAUCAAGCUUUUGGCUGCCAUCCUUGACCCCUGAAGCCGAGAAGCAAUUGAAGGAUGAAAUCAAACCCAUCUCAACGCAAACCAUGUGCUUAGCAACCAAAACGCCCCAUCCUGUCAGCUUGAAGUCAUUGAUCGAAGUCAAGUUUCAGCAAGAAGAGGGCAACAAGAGUAAAUGUCAGUGUCCAGCAUGUCUCAAGACAUUGAACAACUCUGUGAAGUUCUCAGUAAUGCGUAAUUGUGGACAUGUCAUAUGCAACACGUGUGUGGAUAUGUUUGUCAAGAAAUCCAAGAGGUGUUAUGUAUGCGAGAAGAAAACCAAAUCCAAAGACAUUGUUGAUAUGAGUGCAGAAGGAACCGGAUUCGCUAGUGGAAGUAGUAUGGCUAUGGCUACAAAGUGGGAUGUUGCAUUUCAAUAA